UUUCCUUAGGUCCUCAUCAAUGAAAUAUUCAUCACAGUCAAUAUUAUAACGGUUUUCAUCACGGACUCCGUUCGCAUUCAAUUACGCUUCUAGCUCAAGCGUAAAGAAAACAUAAUAAUAUGCCUUGUCUUAGUUUUCGUUACGAAAAGGAAAUCAUUUAUAAAGCUUACGGACGUUGCCUUGAACAACGGGCGACGACUCUUCGCCGCCGUCAUCGAUCUCGAUUAUAGCUUGGAGAUUAAAGUUGGACGAAAUAACAUCGUGUCGGGACGAAAGCUAUACACACACACACACACACACACACACACACACACGUAUAGUAUAUAAUAUAUAUAAUAUAUAUGUGUAUAACAUUGAUAAAGUGCGCUAAUCGAGCGAUCGUCCACUGACAGGAUGACGCGUGUCCUGUAUUUCUGCCUCAUGAUUACGAACAUCGUUAUAAACAUUAAUAUCAAAGAACAUUUAAAAUGUCAACCCGUUCUCUUCCUGGCAUGGCGAUACAAUACAUAUCGACACAAAACGUUGCGAUAUAGUGAUUUUCGCAUCUACGAAAGGAUCUGUCGAUAAUUCCUGUUCCCUUUGACAUUCGCUUGUGAUACGUGCAAAGCUUAUAUCAAGAUCGAACAAAGUGUAGAUCGUGUUCCCGUCUCCAAAUUCACCCUACAGUUAUAGAGCUUCGUAGCGCGUAACAAUAAGGCUUGGGGGUUGCGCGCAGUCAGAAGUGAGGAGGCUGUAGACUAGCUAUAAGAGGGACGCCGUGCGUCGCGACGCCAUCAGAACACCUGCCGCGCUCGACCCGAGCUUGGCGCAACCCCCACAAUAUCUUGCGCUGCCACUUCGAUCUCUCCACAGCGAUCGAAGGGCGAGGGAAACCGAUCCAGUCGCGAGGGAGAAGCUCCAGUUCUUAUUCGACUCGCUACGCGUUGUCACCUGUUUCUGUUUCUCCUCGAUUUUGUCGUCAGUGAGAGAUGUUCUCCAAAUCAACUUCAACAAUUCUCCUGGUCAUCAUCAUCAUCAUCGGCGCGACGUUUCACGUCGCGAAAGCAGCAAUCGAUAACGAUCGCCGUCAACAACAGAUAACAAAUGAAGCAGUUGCCAAUAUUUUAGCUUACGAAGCGGAAGCGAAGUCUUCAUUGGAGGUACCACGUGAGCAUUAUCGGCCAAUUACAGACUGUAUGUUUGUUACCUCAGAAAGCGGACCGUUCUCUUAUAUAUCGCCAACCGAUGACGACAAUGUUUGUGGAAUAUAUUUUUUAACUGAUCCCGAUCGCGUAGUAGAAAUACAUUUCCAUAGCUUUGAUGUUCCUUGCGAUCAUCAAGGACUUCUGGCAGUAAUCGAUGGUUGGGAAUUGAACGGCGAAGUAUUUCCGAGCGAAAGAGACCAUUCAUUAUCGAUGAAGGAGAGGACGAACGAGUUCUGUGGUAAGAAUAAAUGGUACAGGAAAACUUUUACGAGUUCGCAGAACGCUGCACUCCUUCAAUAUAGAGUACCUCUACGUGGGAAGGGCUUUGUUAUAUCCGCGAGAUAUCAAAAGAAUCCAAGACCUUGCAAUAUCUUGUCAGUAAGCACAACGGAUCCAUUUACUCUUCGUAAUUAUGGUAGACGGAUUAAUUGUACCCUGGUGGCAGUGUACCCUGGUGUCGUACAAAUAAUUGCUCUCGGAAUCGGCGGUAGCUCCCAUGGCGUCGUUCAUACAACCGAAACCGGCACUUUGCACAAAUGCGAUGCAAGAAGUCCGCGAGAUCAAGUGCAGAUCGGAGGCAGCCACGGUUUCGAUACAAUAAAAUUCGACGUAAUUGAUUCAAUUUGCGGCAUUGAUUCCAAACCUGAUAUAAAGGAGCUCGUAGCGUACGACGUAACAGUGGUACGACUAUUAUCGAGCGGUUAUUACGACAACUCAGUGACGGUGGCAAUAAGUCCAAUAGUAGACAAUAGUUUACUGGAUUCCGCUUCCGGUCUUUAAACUGAUUGCUUCGAACAAUUUCAUCAUUAUCCGCACUCGCCACGUGCAGCAUCUAUUGAUCUCGAUGUUUAUCUUCGAAGAUGCGGACAUAACGCCAACAUCGGAUCGUGUAAAACAUAGUAUCUCUCUGAUAUAGUUUACAGAUUAUUCAUGUAUUUGUGUUAUAUGCUAAAAAACAGCAUAUAGUAUAUACAAGGUGUUCGGAAAUUCAACCGACAACGAUCGUUGGGUAAGUAGAGCGGACUAAACUGAGUUCUAAAAUUCUUAAAGUUCUAUGAGAAGAAAAUAAACAAUUUU
Acromyrmex echinatior (Panamanian leafcutter ant) is the source of this 2261-nucleotide messenger RNA. It is a transcript of the gene crh-BP, whose product is annotated as corticotropin releasing hormone binding protein. NCBI's taxonomy places the organism in Eukaryota, Metazoa, Arthropoda, Insecta, Hymenoptera, Formicidae. Gene Ontology annotation, biological process: negative regulation of corticotropin-releasing hormone receptor activity; negative regulation of corticotropin secretion; hormone-mediated signaling pathway. The record is from RefSeq and is a predicted model, not a curated record. Gene Ontology annotation, molecular function: corticotropin-releasing hormone binding.